CAACUUGGCCAGUCUGCCAUCUACCUCAGUGCUGUGUGGCCGCGUCACCACGCCUUCACUUCUUCCUCCCGAAGAUGACCACAGGCGAUGCCCUCACCUGAAGAGACUGAGAGAGAGGGAAGGAGAGAGAGAGUGGGGGCGUGAGCAGCGGUGUUUUUGACAGAUGCAAUAAGAAGACAAGGAGGCGGUGUGGUGAAGGUGACGUGUGGGGGAGAAUCACACCCAGGAUCAGAAACUUUGUUCAGAAAUAUAAACAGAAGUUCAUUUUUAGUUUUAAAGUAUAAGUGAAGUAACUCCCACGUGGUAACAGCAUCGUAAAGGGGGGUGUUUGAACCUAAGAUAUGAUCAAAUGUCAACCUAAGAAGUGGCUUUGAUCCUUCUUCAAAACAUAUUUUUAUUGUUUUAACGUUUGUGUCUUGGCCAGAGCCUCGUGUUUGCAUCUCUUGGCUGAGAGAUCCUCCUACGUCAACACUCUUAUGCAACUUCCACUCUUCACUUUUUGUCAGACAGGGAUAACUUACAAUAAUUCUUGAGCUAAUGGAGAGUUACCUGAUAGCACAGACGAGCAGGUGAGGGGGACGGACACACUGUAUACCCACACCACCAUCAACAUUUACUACGAAGAUAAGCUGUAAACAUAUCUGUCAUGUAUGUGAACUAACGUUUCGUGAUGCGUUGUUGUUUAUAAGAUAAAGGCGAGAUAUUGUACCAUCAAAUAUCUGAGAGAAGAAAGGGAAGUGUAGGACCUCUUCAUUAGUGUGUCGGAGGUGAUACAGUGAAACAUUGAAACUGAUGCAGUGAAAUAGUAUACCAGUGAAACAAUGACACUCAAAAACCUGUUUAUCAUUACUUGAGGCGAUGGAUGGAACCCAUAGAUAAGUCAGCCAUCUUGCGCUCGACACAGCAAUUGAAUCGCGGCACUGCGAACUGAUUUUUAGAGCUAUAAGUUAAAGAUCGUAAUGAACAUCUAAGAGAGGUUCCUGCUUCCUGUGGACUCCUUUAAGAGAUUCAGAGAAGUGUCUGAAGGAGGAAGAGGAAGACAAGGAGAAGAAGGUGUUGGUUUAAAUGUGGAGGGUGUGAACUUCUUGCUGUGCCCAUCAACCAACAAUGUACAUGGACACAAGAGCCAACCUCGACUACUGGUCUACGGACAACUGCUGUGUGCGGUGGUCCCUCAAGACGGGCGCAUGUACCAUUGGCACUGUUUCGCUGAUAUGGCAGGCGUUGAUGGUGGCGGCUGGGGUGAUGAUGCUGGUGGAGUGCCCCGUCACCACUAACCUCUACCAGUCGAAUGACACUCUCGCCCUCGAGGCCGGUAGUGUUGUCGAGAAUGCCAGCGUACUCGUGGAUAGUGUCAGUAAUGUCAGCGUGCCUGAGUAUAGUGCCAGUAAUGUCAGCGUGCCUGAGUAUAGUGUCAGUAAUGUCAGCGUGCCUGAGUAUAGUGCCAGUAAUGUCAGCGUGCCUGAGUAUAGUGCCAGUAAUGUCAGCGUGCCUGAGUAUAGUGCCAGUAAUGUCAGCGUGCCUGAGUAUAGUGCCAGUAAUGUCAAUGUGCCUGAGUAUAGUGUCAGUAUUGUCAGCGUGUCUGAGCAUAGUGCCAGUAAUGUCAGCGUGCCUGAGUAUAGUGCCAGUAAUGUCAGCGUGCCUGAGUAUAGUGCCAGUAAAGUCAACGUGCCUGAGUAUAGUGCCAGUAAGGUCAGCGUUCCUGAGUAUAAUGUCAAUAAUGUCAGCGUGCCUGAGGACAGUGCCAGCAUCAUGCCUGUCACUGAGGACAUUGGUAACAACAGCAGCAACAGUGGUACCGAUGUCAACUUCAGCUGCCCGUGGCUGCCUGGGCCGGAGACGGAGGUGUUGGGGAUAAACGACAAGGAGAAAUUGUUGAUGGUGGCCGGUGUGUUCAUCUCCUACUGCAGCGUUUACUGUAUCCUCUCCCUCUGCGUUGUGCUUGGCGCCAUCAAGGACUCUGUGCCGCUGCUGAAGGGGUGGGUCGCCUUCACGGGUGUGCACAACAUUGUCAUCCUGGCUUUCCUACUGGUGCCACUGCCCUUCACCACACUCCCGCACCUUCUCUUCUCCAUCACACACUUUAUCAUCUCCCUCUACACCUGGGCAGUCGUCAAGUCAUUUAUGCAUACAUUGAAAGUGGAGGCAAACAAGCCAUUGUUAGCUGAGGGCGCCAUCACAGACUACACGGUGGAUGGGGUGGAUGUGACAGAGAUUCCUGUGGAAGUCUGAAAAAGAAAACUCAAGGAUGAAAUAAAUGGAUAAACUAUUUGUAUAUAUAUAUAUUAAGUAUUCCUGUGAAAACAUAUUAAAGAAAAGAGCUCGAGGAUAAAAGAUGAAGGGAUCUGUCAUUAUGUCAAUCAGCUUUGUUUACAUUGUUCUGGCUUUGUAAUAAGACUCAGCUCAACAAAACUUUCGCGUGCAGUGUUGGAGUCCAAGUUUAUUCAAUUAAAUUCGACGAUAGGGCUUUGAAUUCACAAUUAGAAGUCCUAAACAACAUUGAUAUUACUAAAAUGACAUGAUUUAAUGAGAAUCAUUGGCUUAUAUAACUACUCUUGAAAUGUCGAGGCAGCUCUAUUUCUAAUGUUAUUUUUGCAGGAUGGAACGAGCUGAAAAAUACUAGAAUCCGUGUUGUUUAUCGUUAUAUGUGUUACCAAUAUUAACCUUUGUACAGACACCAAACACCCGGACAACAGUACACUGCACAGUAAGUUUUGAUGUAAUUAUCCAUCAGAACUCAGAGACGAGUCAUAAAAAAGAAGUGCUCAGUUGAUGCAGAGAAGUAAUAUGUUAUUUUUUUUUAUUGUGCAGUGUCUUUUAAGUUUACAGGACUACUUCCUACUUCCUGUACGAGUUAUGGGGAGCGUGUGGCAAGGAUAGGUUGGCUUGUGGUGUGUACCCACACAAACCGGGAACUACUCCUCGCUGCCCUAAACCAAAAUUAUAAAACCAUGAUGACGUUAUUCGCUAUACUCUCACUUGCUCAUUGAAGUGUAUACGUGUAUUUAUGUACUGAAUAAAACAAUUGUUAAGA
Homarus americanus (American lobster) is the source of this 3034-nucleotide messenger RNA. RefSeq lists its product as uncharacterized. The record is from RefSeq and is a predicted model, not a curated record. NCBI's taxonomy places the organism in Eukaryota, Metazoa, Arthropoda, Malacostraca, Decapoda, Nephropidae. The coding region runs from base 1108 to 2232 and encodes 374 amino acids. The transcript has 7 exons.